UCCUCAGACGUGUGCAACUUGUCGCGGUCUGACCACGUCCACGUCCACGUCCGCGUUUCGUUUCGCUUUGGUCUGGUCUUUGUCGCAACACCGCAACACAGCACAACCACAGAGCACUCCACACUUAAGUGCUCCACUCCGCUCUCCGACGAGAGUGCUGCGUUCGUGCGUGUUUGUGCAGUUAAAUAAUUGGCCUGACCCAAGUCCGAGAUGGGUGCACAAUACACGUCCACAGAUACAGAUACAGAUAAAGACGCCUACACAUACAGAGCCACAAGGAGAGCCACAAAUCUAGAACCCAAAAGUAGAGCAACGUCAACCAAACAGAAGAUGCCACUGCCACAGCCACUGCCACAGCCAGGCCUCGUCCUCAGCCUCCUGCCCCUCCUCCUCGUGUCACUGGCCAGCCUGAGUCUGGUGCUGCCGACAACGAACGCCAGUCCCGUCUUUGUGGAUAAUCCCAGCUUAGCACAGUUCCAAUCGGGCCGCAAUAUUCGACAUCUGCCGUGCAUCGUGCGGAAGUCCGGCCGCUCCGGAGUCUGCAUGUUCGCCAUCGACUGCAUCAAGCAGAACGGCACGCAUUUGGGCACCUGCAUCGAUCGCUUCUACUUUGGCUCCUGCUGUGCGAUGAAGGAGGAGGCUUCGCUGUUCGCCCCGGAGCUCAACGACAACAGCAUCGACCAGAAUACCAUCUCGCACUUUGCCCAUGAGUCCACCACGCUGCCCACGAGCUCCCUCUUCAAGCUUACCACGGAAAGUGGCAUCAGCAGCAGCAGCAGCAGCGGGGGCACCACCCACAAGAACCACCAACAGUCGACGCAGCACACGAGCAACGAGCUGCUCAAGAACGUCACCCAAUCGUAUCUGAGCACCGCCAAGCCCGUGCGCACCACACUCUCGACCACCACCACGCGGCGCCCAGUGCAGGACCACACCACUCACAAGAACUCGCACUUUGUGGUGCGGACAACGGCCAAGCCACCAGCAGGUCCACUGCCAUCCACCACGGCUAAGCCGCCGCGUCGUCGCACCACCAGCGCCAGGCCAGUGCUGACCACUGGCCCCGUGGCGGUUGAGCAGCGCAUUGAAACCACCACGGUCCCCAUCAAGUUUGUUACCUUCCAAAUUGUGGAGACGACAACGCCGCCGUCCACAGAGCCCGGCUACAGGGUGGAGACGACAACGACAACAACCAGGCGGCACACAAGGCCCACCACGAGCAGCAGCAGCUCGGCAUCUUUCAAAACAACAACCACAACUGCACCCAUCACAAGCACAACGACAAAGGCACCAGAAACAACGGCACAGUCCACCACUCAGCGUCCGACACCGCCUCUACGCACCACCACCCCCAAGCCACACAAAACACAUUCGAGUAGGCGGCCAACGCCCCCAAAGAAGCCGAUUGGGUCGACAACAACCACCGCUAGUGGCACGCAAGCCACAAGGAAACCAGUGGAGAGCCUGAGCAGCACCACCAGCACAGCGAAUGGAACCACAGUAACGACGGCACCAGGCCGCAGGCCUGUGAUUCAAACCACCAGCUCGAUUACCUCUACGACAACAACCACGAGCACAUCUUUCAAGGACGAGUUGCACGGCAAUCGGACAACAGCCACAAAGCUGCCAGAGCGCACCACUCAGGCGCCCAGGCCAAGGCCGAAACCCACUGGGGAGUACGUAAAGGUGCCCGUCAUGCUGGCGGAGCCAGCCACCCCCAUGGCAACGGCAAGCACCAGCAGUACCGCCUCAAAAGCACCUUCAACAACAACAACCACAGUCACAACCACUGCCCCACCUAAAACGAAGCCUACCAGCUCCACUACAACAACAACGACAACAACAACAACAACCACAACUACGCCAAAGCCCACGCGUCGUCAUACAACCAAAGCCCCAAUCACAACACCAAUCACCACUAAAGCAACAACAACAGCGACAACAACAACCACCGCCAAAACAACGACAAGGACAACAACAACAACAACAGCUGGCACUAAACCUCCCACAACGACGGCAGCCACAGAGAGACCAUUGUUGAGCACCAGCACUCCCAAAACAGAAACAACAACCACCAAGAAGCCCGGCCUGAUCACCUGGACGGACGUGGAGGCUGAGCCACAGACCAACGCAAGCAUUUCCAACGACUGGCAGCCGGCACCACCCCCACCCAAGCAGCAGCCCGAGGUGCAGGCGCUGAACAAAACAUCGGCGAGCACAGCAGCACCACCCACGGCCACCGACAAAGUGGUCAUCUCUGUGGCCACUAGUGUCAGCACCAGCGAGUCGAAGCCUGGUUCGGUAGAGAGCGACAGUCCCACAGAAAAGCCACACAGGACCACGAAACCACCGAAAGCCACAAGCACCGCCAGACCAGCAACCACGACGACUGUCAAAACCACAGAGGGACCAGAGAGCAGCACCAGCAGCAGCAGCAGCAGCGGCAGCGUUCCUUUGGCCUCCUCAUCUACAUCAUCUUCCAUUGAGCUCAGCUCGGAGACGGGAUCAGGCAGCAGCACCACCGCAGAGCCAGCAACGACAGAAGUCACAGCGGCUACCACUGAUUACAGCGGCGAGGAAGUGAGCCUGGGGACGACCAUGGAGCCAGCAGCUGGGAGCACAACGCUAGCGCCUGCAAAUGCUUUGGAGGGCGUCGAUUACAAAGAAGUGUGUGGACGUCGCAUGUUCCCCGAACCGCGCAUUGUUGGUGGAGCCAAUGCCGCCUUCGGACGCUGGCCCUGGCAGAUAUCGCUGCGCCAGUGGCGCACCUCCACCUACCUGCACAAGUGCGGAGCGGCUCUACUCAACGAGAACUGGGCAAUCACCGCCGCCCAUUGUGUGGACAAUGUGCCGCCCUCCGAUCUGCUGCUGCGCCUCGGCGAGUACGAUCUGGCCGAGGAAGAGGAGCCCUACGGCUACCAGGAGCGACGUGUGCAGAUCGUCGCCUCUCAUCCGCAGUUCGAUCCGCGGACCUUUGAGUACGAUCUUGCCCUGCUCAGGUUCUAUGAGCCGGUGGUCUUUCAACCCAACAUCAUUCCCGUUUGCGUGCCCGAAAACGACGAGAACUUCAUUGGCCAAACGGCCUUUGUCACCGGCUGGGGACGCCUCUACGAGGACGGACCACUGCCCAGCGUCCUGCAGGAGGUGGCCGUGCCGGUCAUCAACAACACCAUCUGCGAGUCGAUGUACCGCACCGCGGGCUACAUUGAGCACAUACCACACAUAUUCAUCUGUGCCGGCUGGAAGAAGGGCGGCUACGACUCCUGUGAAGGCGAUUCCGGUGGCCCCAUGGUGCUGCAGCGGGAGGCCGACAAGCGUUUCCAGCUCGGCGGCGUCAUCUCGUGGGGCAUCGGGUGCGCGGAGGCCAACCAGCCGGGCGUCUACACCCGCAUCUCCGAGUUCCGGGACUGGAUCAACCAGAUUCUGCAGUUCUAGUUCAGUCGACCUCGCCUGUGUAUUAUGCUUAAUACUUAGUGAAUGCCUAGCACGUCUUCCACCCACGACUCCGCACCGACUCCCCAGCGAGAUCGGACUCUCGGCCCUGGAACCCAACUCAAACUCGGACUCGUGCUCCGGUUAUGGCACUCGCUCGGAGAUGGCCCAUAGCCCAUAACCCGAGCAACGAUUUCAGUUGCCACCAUUUACCUCCACCUGCCCGCAGCUCAAGCGACACCACUACCACUCUGCCGAGACCACUUCCAUUGUCAUAAUCAUAAUCUUAGCGUUGCCUAGCCUAACCCUAAGCUAGUUAGUGAAUGUGAUUAACAAGCACACUAAACCAGAGAGCGACGACUAUCAGUGUCGCUGUUGCUGUCGCAGUCGCAGUCACAGUCACAGCUCAUGUAACGUAUUAAUCGAUUUGACCCUAAUUUAUUCCCAUUUGCUGUAAAUAAUUUUCUAAAUUAUUGCAUAACAUUUACACUUAGCUUUAGUCCCGUACGCGUAAUGCAUUAUUAUAUAGAAACUCGAAACCGUUUCGAUCCUUCGGUAGGGCAUUAUCACAUAAGUCGCUUCUUCUCGAAUCGAACCAUGCGGAAGAAGCUAUUGUAAUUUUAUCUUAUAACGUACUGUAAUUAUUUAUUUAUAGCAGAUCAUGCUCGACAAAAUUAAUUCAAUUAAAAUGUUUAAAACAAA
This is a messenger RNA of Drosophila miranda, 4134 nucleotides long. RefSeq names its product serine proteinase stubble-like. The coding region runs from base 211 to 3435 and encodes 1074 amino acids. Gene Ontology annotation, biological process: proteolysis; acrosome reaction. The transcript has 9 exons. Gene Ontology annotation, molecular function: serine-type endopeptidase activity. NCBI's taxonomy places the organism in Eukaryota, Metazoa, Arthropoda, Insecta, Diptera, Drosophilidae. The record is from RefSeq and is a predicted model, not a curated record.